This is a messenger RNA of Exserohilum turcica Et28A, 2078 nucleotides long. RefSeq lists its product as uncharacterized. Gene Ontology annotation, molecular function: DNA-binding transcription factor activity, RNA polymerase II-specific; zinc ion binding; transcription cis-regulatory region binding. Gene Ontology annotation, biological process: regulation of DNA-templated transcription. Gene Ontology annotation, cellular component: nucleus. Lineage: Eukaryota; Fungi; Ascomycota; Dothideomycetes; Pleosporales; Pleosporaceae. The transcript is spliced from 3 exons. Bases 1 to 2001 code for a protein of 666 amino acids. The record is from RefSeq and is a predicted model, not a curated record.
AUGAGCGCGACUGCGACCGCGCAACCGGAGACCGAUGGCUCUCCCUCUCCAAAGACUGCCAGCCUUGCCACCACCAUGGACCCCCGCGAAGGACGCAUAGGAAACGCCUUUGCCUGUGAAAGAUGUCGCAAGCACAAGGUCCGAUGCGUGCCGUCCGACACGCCCACCAUCUGCCAGAGGUGCCAGAAGGCUAGAGUCGAGUGUGUCGAGCAUGUAGCCCGCCGCCGACCCGCAAAGGCGCGCAGCGAUGGCCAGACGCCCAGCAAGCUGCGCGACUUUGACAAGAAGCUCGACAAGCUGUCGGCCAUUGUUGCGACCAUGGCGCCCUCGCCCGCCCAGGCCAGCCUCCCCUCGGUAGCCACCAUUCCCUCGCAGAUUGCCCCUCUUGAGACGGCCCAGCAGCAGCAGCAGCAGCAACAGCAACAGCCGCUUCCCACGGCAAAACAAACGCCCGCCCAAACCGUCUCGCUGCCCGUCGCGCCCACAACGACGACGACGACGACGACGACGACGACGACGACCCUGUUGCCCGCCGCCGGAUCCCAGGCCGAGAGCUCGCUGCCCUUCUGGGAGUCCUUCAACGACACCCUCUCCUGUCUCGGACGCCUCGAUCCCCUCGUGCGCUCCAUCAGCCUCGUCCACAUGCAGCUGCUGCUCGACACGUACCGCGGCAUGGUGGACUUUUUUCCCUUUGUCAUCCUGCCCCGCGACUGCCGCUCCCAGGACCUCUUCCAGAACCGCCCCAUACUCAUGUUUGCCAUACUAACCGUCUCGUCGUACGACUCGGCACAGCUGCAGCAUGCGCUCAGCAACGAGUUCCGCAAGGUAGUCAUGGUCAAGAUCAUGAAGGGCGAAAAGAACCUGGACCUGCUCCAGGGCCUCUUGGUCUUCAUCGCCUGGCACCACCACUACAUGGACGCCCAGGCCGUGUCAGUGACGUUACUGCUCCAGUUGUCGUUGGGCAUAGCAAAUGACCUGAGUCUCGACAGCAUAUCAAGGCCCUCAAGAAGCCCGCUGCACAAGGACGAUCCGCGAGACAGGGAAGCAAAACGUGCCUACUUGGGCUGUUACUACCUCUCUUCCAACAUAGCCUUGAUGCAGCCUCUCAAGGCGCGCUCCAUGUCGCACACGGGCAUAUUGCGAAACUACGCCUCAGAACUAGCCUCGGCCUGGGAAAAUAAGACUGACACGCUUCUCCCCAUUUUUAUGGACAUGUGCCAGUACAUGGAAGACGUGGAAGAGACGUUUCGGAGUCAGUCGGAGCAAGCUAUCGUUGUCCGAACCCAAGUCAAUCGUCUAAGUGAAAAGUGGGACAACAUCCGCCUCGCUUCCAAGCCACAGGCCAACGAUUUUGCCACACUACAAUGGCUACAGCUCGCGGCCCGCAUCCACCUAUAUCGAACCGCCGCUUCCGUCGAGCUCGUAGAUCGAGACAGCACCCCCUGGGCCUCGGGCUUCCAACUGUCACUGCGCAUUGCCUAUCUGCGCUCGAUAGAACAGCUACUCGACAACAGCACAAAACUACCCUCUAACCAGUUUGAAGCCAUCUCGCUGAUUGACUGGCUGAACCUCAUCAACACCAUUACUGGUUUGAGCAAGCUAGCGCUCCAUGCACCACCCAUUCCUGGCUGGGACCCUACCGAGCUGCAAAUCUCCAGAACAUUUGACCACUAUCGCGACCAGCUAUCCUCGCAAAUGCCACGGCCACGCGAUGCUCAACCCACCCGAGAAGAUGCUUUUGAGCGAUUCCGCCGCAUCACCUCGACCAUGAGGCUGACCCUGCAUGACGCACAUGGUCGGGCGAGUCCAAACGGCACCACAUUUGAGCUCUCGACAGGAUCAGGACGCACAGUAUCACUGCUGCACAACCUGGCCUUGCCAAAGAUUAAUGGUGGUGUCACAAAUGGGGGUGAAAAGUUGCCCAGUCUUCGCGACGUGAAUCCAGCCUUGGACGUCACCAGCAACGACUUUCACUGGAAAUUCCUGUUGGGUACUGUCUAAUCUGUCUGGCCAUAUCGAUUGGACUGUACAUGUCAACGACAGAUUUUCUGCCCAACACUUGACCAGCGUGUUUGCGC